Dufourea novaeangliae is the source of this 961-nucleotide messenger RNA. It is a transcript of the gene Taf9, whose product is annotated as transcription initiation factor TFIID subunit 9. The transcript is spliced from 3 exons. Gene Ontology annotation, biological process: DNA-templated transcription initiation; RNA polymerase II preinitiation complex assembly. Gene Ontology annotation, cellular component: SAGA complex; transcription factor TFIID complex. NCBI's taxonomy places the organism in Eukaryota, Metazoa, Arthropoda, Insecta, Hymenoptera, Halictidae. Gene Ontology annotation, molecular function: RNA polymerase II general transcription initiation factor activity; transcription coactivator activity; protein heterodimerization activity. Bases 33 to 767 code for a protein of 244 amino acids. The record is from RefSeq and is a predicted model, not a curated record.
GCAGUAAGAGAAAUAGUGUAGUCACAACAAAAAUGGCAGAAAAAGCAAAAAAUAUGAGUCAUGUAAAACAUAUUCCGAAAGAUGCUCAGGUGAUAAUGUCUAUUAUGAAAGAUAUGGGGAUCACUGAUUAUGAACCAAAGGUUAUAAAUCAGUUACUCGAAUUUACGUAUCGUUAUGUUACCUGUAUAUUAGACGACAGUAGAAUUUAUGCAAAUCAUGCGAAAAAGAAAUUUAUUGAUUUGGAUGAUGUUAGGCUGGCAGUUAAAAUGCAAUUAGAGCGUACAUUUACAAAUCCACCUCCAAGAGAUGUAUUGUUAGAUGUUGCUCGAGCAAAAAAUAAUAUACCGUUACCAUUUGUCAAACCGAGUAAUGGCUUGAGGUUACCACCUGAUCGAUACUGCCUAAAUUCAACAAAUUAUAAAUUGAAGACUGCAACAAAGAAAAUAGUUGGAAAACCAUUGCAUUCUUUAGUUGGAAAUAACAUUCAGGGGGGUCAGUCAAAAAUCAAAGUAGAAGGAAACAAAACUGGCCUUUCCAUUGUUAAAAGACCCGGUACACUUGCAACAGUUGCUAGAACUCAAACAAUUUCAAUACCAAAGCCUGUUUUAAAAUUUUCCACAGCCACGACAGGAACAGCUACAGUAAAGGCACAAGUUACAAAACCAAAAAUACAAAUCACUUCUGGACAAACAAUGCCUGCUGUCAAAAUGGAAGUGGAGGACUCAAUGAAACGGAAACGAGAAGACGACGAUUAUGACGUACCAUAAUAAUAAACAAUAAAUACUGAAUAAACUUUCUAUUUUACCUUUACAUUAUACAAGAUCGUAUCAGACAGACUAUCAUUAUGACGAUUUUUAUUUUGUGUCUGACAAUAAUAUUUAAUAAUUUGAACCAUCCCAUAACCGAUGCUAAAAUUUUGAAUGAAAUCUGUAUAUGUUGAUUAGGGAAAUUGAUACAAGUA